GGUCCAAAGAAUUAAGCUGCAGUUGUUAACUUGCAAAUAAAUUGUACGCUGCGCAUGCGCGAGGUGCGCGUGCGCGGGUGAGGCGGGCGGCAAGGGCGGACCGCGCGGCGGGCGGCGGCGGGCGGGCGGCCGGCGUCAGUACGCGCGCGCCCUCGCUAUGGCUCGGUGGGUGCCGGCCCUCGUGGCCCUGCUGCUCGUCUCCGUCGUCUCCGCCGCGCGCAAGACCGUGCCCCCCCCGCGCAUCGAACCGCAGAUCGAGGAGGUCACCGCCAAGCAACUGGAGAGAGUGCUGGAGGACAAGGACUACGUGGCGGUGUUCUGGUAUGCCAGGAGCUGUGUCACUUGCGAUAAAGUUCUAGAAGAACUAGAAAAGAUAGAUGACGACACGGACACGUUCGGCGUCGACUUUGUUAAGAUCAACGACAAGAGGCUCGCCAAACAGUAUGGCAUUACGAAAUUCCCCGCCCUCACGUACUUCCGUGAGAUGGAACCGAUCAUUUACGAAGGAGAUCUCAUGGACGAAGAGAGCGUCUUGGAUUUCCUGACGAGCUUAGAAGCAAUGGACCUGCCCGACCGGAUAGAAGAAGUCAAUCAAAAAAUCCUAGAUAAAAUUAUUGAAGACACUGAAUACGUUGCUGUUCUCUUCUGUCCUGAUCACAAAAAUUGCGGCCCGAUCAACAACAAACCUGAAUGCAAGAAAUGUGCAAAAGCUUUGCAGGAGUUGGAGAAUAUUGAUGACGAAGCAGACCAACUCGGUAUAGGUUUCGUAAAAAUUCACGAUGAGGAACUAGCCGAGGAGUACAGUCUUGGAGAUUUGCCAAGACUGGUGUACUACAGGCAUCAAAUACCUAUUAUCUAUGAAGGUGAGCUCAGUAAAGAGGAAGACGUCUUAGAAUGGCUCAUUGCAAACAAGUCGACUGGGGAUGAAGAAGAUGUGAUCGAGGAUGUAACGGCUAAAACUCUCAAUACUCUUAUAGGAAAUGUUGACAAUCUUGUUGUUUUGUUUUACGAUCACGGUGAUGAAGAGUCGAUGACAGUUUUGGGAGAGUUGGAAAAAAUCGAUGACGACUGCGACCGACACGGGAUUCAGUUUGUGAAAAUUGACGAUAAGAAAGCUGCUGAAGAGUUUGGAAUCGACGAUGUUCCCUCAAUAGUCUACUUCGAAAAGCAAAUCCCCAAUGUUUACGACGGUGAUCUCGAGAACGAAGAAGAAAUAUUAGUUUGGCUCGUUGAUCAGUUGGAAAAGGAUGAAAUUGAAGAUGUUACCGAUGAGAUGCUUGAUCGGCUUAUCAAGGACGGGAAAACUGUAGCUGUGUUAUUUUAUGAUAACAACGAUCGUAGGUCUCAAAAAGUGCUGAAUGAGUUGGAGAAUAUUGAUGAUGAAUGUGAUCAGCUGGGUAUUGCGUUUGUGAAAAUCGACAAUGAUGAAGAAGCAAAAGAAUACGGCAUUGAAAAAGUUCCUACCCUGCUAUACUUCGAGAAAGGUAUACCGACAUACUAUGAAGGAAAUCUAGAGGAAGAAGAAAAAGUUCUUAGUUGGCUACAUCACCAAACUGAAAGUGACGAAAUUGAAGAUAUUACUGACGAAAUGCUCGAUCUAAUCAUAGAGAAAAUGCCAUAUGUAGCUGUUUUGUUCUAUGAUAAGGACCAAAAGAAGAGCCAGAAAGUUUUGACUGAAUUAGAAAACAUCGAUGAUGAAUGUGAUCAGAAUGAUAUCGCUUUUGUCAAGAUCGAUGACGAUAAGGAAGCAAAAGAAUAUGGGAUUGAGACUGUUCCAACAAUGGUGUUUUUUGAAAAAGGAAUCCCGCAUAUGUAUGAAGGCGAUUUGAUGAAAGAAGAAGAGCUUUUGGGUUGGUUACUGCAUCAGAAACGUCACAGUGAAAUACCGGAAGUUACUGAUGAGAUGAUGGACAAACUAAUCGAAACUGCCGAGUACUUGGCGGUUAUCUUCUAUGACAAAGAUGAUAAACAAGAUAUACGAAUUCUUAAUGAACUAGAAAACAUCGACGAUGAUUUGGAAAAAGAAGGUAUUGUCAUUGUGCGGAUCGACAACGAUGCUGAAGCUAAAGAAUAUGGUAUUGAUCAUCUACCUACGUUGGUGUACUUUGAAGACAAUAUUCCUGCAAUUUAUGAAGGCGAUCUGUUGAACGAGGAUGAAGUACUUGAGUGGCUUAUUGAACAAAAAAACAGUGCAACGAUCGAAGAAGUUACUGAUGAAAUCUUAAUAGAUUUGAUAGAGGAACAUGAAUACGUGGUUGUAUACUUCAGUGGAAACUGUGAAGAAGGUGAAGAGUGUGACAACAUAUUAGAAGAAUUAGAAAACAUAGACGACGAGCUUGAUGAAACGGGUAUUAUCUUUGUAACCACCGAAGACUUAUCCCUGGCUAAAAAAUACGGUAUCAAGACCUUCCCGACGCUUGUUUUCUUUAGAAAUAAAGAACCUCUAAUUUACAAAGGUGAUAUCGAAGAUGAAGAUGAGGUAUUGGCAUGGUUGACAGAUGAAGAUACUCUUGAAAUUCCUGGUAAAAUUGAAGAAGUAAAUGCCAAAAUGUUAGAAAAAAUACUGGAGGAAAAUGACCAUAUCGUUGUCUUCUUCUAUAAAGAAAAUGACAAAAAAUCACAGAAAAUAUUGAGUGAGCUAGAAAACAUUGAUGACGAAUGCGAAGAAAAAGACAUUGAUUUUGUAAAGACUUCGGACGACGGAAUUGACAAGGAAUAUGACCUACCUGACUUGCCCGCGUUAGCUUUCUAUCGGCAUAAAUUCAGAACUAUCUAUGAUGGAGACCUAAUGCAUGAAGAAGCAAUUCUUAAAUGGGUUUUGGAACUACAUGACUCUCAACCUGAUGUAAUUGAAAAUGUUGAUAGAAAAACUUUAAAGGAUCUUAUUAAUGACGUCGAACACCUGGCAGUAUUUUUCUAUAAUGAUAAAUGCGACACUUGUGAGGAAAUUCUUGAGGAGUUAGAAACUAUUGACGAUGACACAGACAAGCACGGAAUACAAUUUGUUAAGUCGAAAGAUUCGAAACUGGCGUCUGAUAUUGGUAUUUUCAGUUUCCCUGCUUUAGUUUACUAUGAAACUGGUGUGCCGAUCAUGUACGAUGGUGACUUAAAGAACGAAAAUAAGGUUCUCCAGUGGCUAGUAGAUCAAAAAAGUGAAGAUAGCCACCGACCAAAAAAAAAAGCUUAUCCUAAAUCAAAGGCCAAAGCAGAUGUUGAUAAAAAAACGGGGUUUCUACGCAGUGGAAGCAAUAAAGAGUCAUCAACAGAAAGUCCAAAAAAAGCCGAAUGGAAGAAAACAGGAAAUAUUAAGGUUGUAUAUCCGAGUGCUCUUGCUGAUAAGAAACGCCAAGAAGGCACCCCUAAUCGUAAAAGUAAAGUACAUUUGGAUGAUGACAGUGACGACGACGAUGACGACGAUGACGAUGACGAUGACGAUGAUGAUGAUGACGAUGAAGACGAUGACGACGAUGACGACGAUGACGAUGAAGAUGAAGACAGUGAUGUAGAUGUUGACGAAGACGACGAGGACGAUGACGACGAUAAUGAUAAUAGUUUCAAAAGUUUCUUUCAAAACAAAUUAUCUUUUUUCAAAACACAAACAAAAAAAGAGUCGGGGAAACAAUUAACGCGUUCUGGUAAAAAAACUGUUUCGAAAACUGUUGAUUACAAUGACGUAGACGAUGACGAUGAUGAUGAUGACGAUGAUAGUGAUGAUGAUGAUGACGAUGAUGACGAUGAUGACGAUGAUGAUGAUGACGAUAAUGACGAUGAUGAUGAUAAUGAGGGUGACGAUGACGAUGAUGAUGAAAGUGAUGAUGAUGAGGAUAAAGAAAAUACGAAUAUUCGAAAGUAUAAAAACAUGUAUAACUACAAAGUAGGUAGAACGCGUAAUUUAGAUCAAAACGAUGAUGAUAAUGAUGAUGAGAACGGAGACGAAGACAGUAUAUUCAGUAGGAUAAAGAAAAUGUUUACAGGAAACUUAUUGGAUGAAACCGAAGUUCUUGAUUGGAUGGUUAGUCAAAAAGAAGAUGAGAGCAUAGAAGAAAUAGAUAGAGACCAAUUAUUUAAAUAUAUCGAAACAAAAGAAUUUUUAGCUGUUGUCUUUUACAGAGACGAAGAUCCUCUUAGUCCAAGAAUACUGAGACACGUGGAGCUCAUUGAUGAUGAAGCCGCUGAAUAUGGUAUAAAAAUUGUUAAAUGUAGCGAUCGUUUGAUGGCGAAGAAAUAUGGCUUUAGAAAUCCACCUGGUAUUACAUACUUUAGGAAAACGAAAUAUAUAAACUAUGAUGGCGAUAUGGACGACGAGGAAGAAAUCCUUGACUGGCUUACAAAUCCAGAAAAUAUGGAACUUACUGAUCACAUUGAAAAGGUCAAUCAGAAAAUGUUCCAAAAAAUAAGACAAAUAUCUGACUAUGUGGCUGUAUUCUUUUACAGUAAUGACUGCAAACAAUGUCCAAAAGUACUGGCAGAAAUUGAACACAUAGACGACGAUGCUGAUGCUGCUGGCAUUAACUUCGUCAAAAUAGAUGACCGAGUUAUGGCUAAGGAAUUUGGGGUGUUUGCUUUACCUGCCGUGUUAUUCUUCAAAUUGGGUUCUAAAGAACCCGUUAUAUACGCAGGUGAUUUGUACGAUGGGCAACAACUGCUCAGUUGGCUACUUACGCAGAAGAACCCUGCUGGUGAUAUUAUCGAAGCACUCGAGGGUCAAGAAUUAUUGGAUUUGAUAGAAGAAUCUGCAUCUCUAGCAGUAUACUUCUGGAAUAAAACAUUGUGUGAAUUGUGCAAUGCAAAAACAACGAAAAAGCCGAAAAAGAGUAUUAGAGAACACGACGACGAGGAAGGACUGGAAAUAGACGAUUCCCUUGAUUGUGAACAAUGUAACGGAAUCCUGGAAGAGCUCGAAAAUAUUGACGAUGACUGCGAUAGACAUGGAAUUAAAUUCGUUAAAACUCAAGAUUAUUCCAUAGCAGAAAGUUACGGAGUCACUGACUUUCCAGUUCUAGUAUACUUUGAACACAAUAUACCGAAUGUAUACGAGGACUCUUUGGGUGAAGAGGAAGAAGUUCUUCAAUGGUUAAUUACUCAGAAAACAGAAGAUCGCAUUGAACUUAUAACAAGAGUUAUGUUAGAGAAAAUGGUAGAGGAGACACAAUAUCUAGCAGUUUAUUUUUACAAAUUAAAUUGCCACAUUUGCGAUCAUAUACUAGAAGAAUUGGAAAAGAUUGACGACGAAUGUGAUGUAUACGGCAUACACAUGGUUAAGAUACAAGAUCCACAGCUUGCGAAGCGAUACUCUAUUAAGACUUUUCCAGCAAUGGUUUACUUUAGAAAUGGCAAUCCUCUACUUUUCGAAGGUGACUUACAAAAUGAAGAAUCUAUACUAGAAUGGCUGAUCGAUGAUGACAAUCGUGAACUAGCCGAUGAGAUUGAAUCAGUUAAUGAACGAAUGCUUGAGAGACUGCUUUACGAAUCUCAUUUACUUGCAGUAUUUUUCUACGACGAAGAAGACUGUCAAGAAUGUCAAGAUAUUCUUGAAUCUCUUGAGCAGAUCGAUGGUGAAGUUGACCAGUUUGGUAUAGACUUUGUUAAAAUAGCUAGUGUUGAAGCAGCUGCCAAAUAUAACAUCAUUAAUAUACCUUCGCUUGUUUACUUCCGGAAACGAACUCCAAUGUUCUAUGACGGUGAUUUACACCAAGUGGAUAGAGUUCUGCAAUGGUUAACAUCACAAGAAGUUUUCGAACUUAAAAAUGAAAUUGAGGAAGUCAACCGAAAAAUGUUGGAUAAAUUGUUGGAAGAAAACGAAUUUCUUGCUGUUUAUUUCUACGAGAAUUCAGCUGAAAGUCGCUUAGUUUUAGACAAACUAGAAAAUAUAGACAGCGAGACCGACAAUUUGGAUAUAACAUUUGUAAAAAUGCAUGAUCCUCGGUACGCCCGCAAAUGGGGUGUCACUAAACUGCCGGCGAUUGUUUACUUUAGGAAACGCUUCCCCAGUAUAUACAGAGGUGACAUAAUGGAAGAAAAUGAGGUUUUAGAAUGGCUGCGAAAGAACAGAUUUAGGCAGCCAGAGCUGAAUGUAUUCAUGUAUGCUUUGAUAGCUCUAUCAAUAGCGUUCGUCAUGUACACCGCGUUCUUGCUUCAAUGCUUUAAGCCCCUCGCGUCAACGACCACACAGCAUCCGAAGCAGGCGUGAUUUUUUUUACAGGUUCUAGACCUUAAACUUUCGACUGUAACAAGCCUACGGCUUAAAAUAUAUUUCGACAUCUAACAAUAUACAAAUAUUUUAUUCCAGUAUUUUAACUUGAAAUAACAACGUAAGAAUUUAGACUUUGUUUUUCUUCGGUGAUUUUUUUUUCAUAAAAUCUGUUUUAACCUUAUCUUCUGAUGUGAUCAGCUAUGAACAGCUUAUGCUAUGCGUCAAAGAAUAUACAGACUAACAAUAAUAUGGGAUCAAACUUUAUUUUACAUUGAUAGAUUUUAGAAUGAAAUGCUUUACCUAAUUUAAACACUUCUACUGCGUAAAAUAUUUCAAAACACGAACAUUAAAAAUUUUCGUUUAGUCAUAUUCAUUUAUCUACUUAUUCUGCGUCCUCUGCUAUAACAAAAAUUAUACGGCAUUUUUAAUUCACUUAAGACUGUAUAAUUUUUUUACUUGGUGACAAUUUGUUAGUUGUGUGCAACACUUUCUUUCUUAUUAUAAUAUGCAUGCGGUUUGCUAUUUUAUUGUUGUCAUUUUUAUUCGUUGAAAGACGUUAUUAAAGUUUAUUUUCGUUAUAUUUUUAUCAAAUGAUUUAAAUUAUGCGAGAAACGUUAACUUUGCUGUUAAAUACUUUGAUGUCUCAUUUAUCCAAUUUGAAUGUCCUUGCGCUAAAUCUUCUUUUUAACAGAUUCCAGAUUUUAGCCGUUUGUUGGUUUUUUAUACAGUAUAUUGUUGUUUUAACUUUUUAAGUUGAUUGUAUUUCGAGAAACAGAUAUAACUUUUUUAAAUAUUUUAGAAUUAUUGAUGCAAAAAUAAAAAUGAAAAACUAACCAUUUAUUCUCUGCCAUUCCCUCUAGAACUUUAUCGAUGUCCAGUUACGCUUCGAUAUUUAAGCCAAGAAAUGGUAUUUUUUUUUCUAAAAGACAAAAAAGGAGAAUAUAGAAUAUAUAGAUCUGUAACUGGAUUAUGUACACUGGUUAUGUAUUAUAGGUACCUUUCUUCAAAUAUGACAGCGAGGGCUGUAAAUGCGGAUUGUAACGAAUAUGUUAUGCUCAAAAGAGUAACGCGCGCAGUGGAGCAGGCGUGUGUGAAAUUGUUAAAACUUGUAUAUAAAAUGUAAAUAUUUAAUAUAAAAAUAGUAAAAUUUA
Molecule: messenger RNA, 7344 nt
Organism: Nymphalis io (European peacock)
Lineage: Eukaryota; Metazoa; Arthropoda; Insecta; Lepidoptera; Nymphalidae
Gene: hlk
Product: FK506-binding protein 5
Exons: 28
Coding region: 158-6190 (2010 amino acids)
Source: RefSeq, a predicted model, not a curated record